UAUUCAUUGUACAAAAAGGAACACUAUUUGCCCUUCCAGCCUCGGUUUGGUUACAUUGAUUUGCUCAGUAGAAUUCAAGAUUGCUGCACCAUAAUAAAGGACUAUAUAACACCAGUGCUUUGAUGCAGUCUGUGAUACGAAUCUUGUAUGAAGUAUGGUACAUAACAAACAUUGUUAAUCAGACCUACAUGUAAAGACCUUCGGGUCACGGUCAACGGUCUUCGCCACUAUGCUAGAUUUGACUUUCUAGGACACUGCUUCUGUGAUUGCUGAUAAAUACUUUAAGUCGCAUGGAAAAAGUUGUGUUGUCCGUGUCUGGAGUGCUUCCCAUUUUCCAUUGUAUCCAGUUUCAAUAAUUUUUUUUACAAAUAUUAUUAACAAACUAAAGUUUUUUUGUUACGAAGUAAAGUAUGCAAGAUAUGUUUCAUUUCUAAAUGUUUUAUUAUUUGUUUUAUUAUCAUUGCUAAGAAGAGUAAGAUAUGUAUUGGAUACUCUGGUGUAUUUGUCAUGACUCUUAAUUUCUGUACUGGUAAAAUAGAUUUUGUAAUGUGUUCCCCUUUGUUGCCACAGGUCCUGAAUGUUCGAGACGGACAGUUUCUUGAAGUCUAUGACUCGGAUUUCCUGGAGUACGUGCUAUAUAGCCAUGGUGUGACCACUGUGUCACACCUGGACAGAUUCAGAAUAAGGAAAUCGCAAGUAAAUAACCCUUCCUCCAGUGCUACAUGUAGGCCUGUGUCCGCAACAGCACCGCCUUUGGAACUUCCAACAGGUUUAAAGAGGCAAGUGAGCCUUAGAGACAGGUUGGACGACCUGUUUGCCAAGAAGAAAAGUAAAACUGGAAAAGCAAAGAACAAACGUUCACGUGAUGUACGGAUCCAAUUUGGAUGGAUGCAUCGUGCAAGUGAGUCUACUGAGCAUAAGGGAGUCCGUUCGACAAAAGGAGGUGGGACAAGAUGUGUAGAAGUGGCAGAGAAUGCCAGCUACAAGGACCUGUGUGAUAAAGGUGUGGCAGCCUUUUUUCUUAACGGAAACUCACCUAUGGGGUCGAGGCAUCAAUUCCAACUAGAUGGCAUUGGAACUUACCAACAGUUGCGGCAAGAUAAUGAUGGUUUUAACCUCGCUGAGAUCAUAGCCGAGCAUGGCAACCCAUCAAAGACUCGAAUUUAUAUGUUCACAACUGCUAAGGUAGAGAAAUCUAUUCCUUUCAAGAUAACCUGUACUGUACAGUGAUCAUAUUUUUAGUUUUGGCAAAAUUCUCAACCAAAACAUCUAAGCACAAACAUUUUAUGGAAGUACAUUGUAUGGAGA
Asterias rubens (European starfish) is the source of this 1308-nucleotide messenger RNA. RefSeq lists its product as uncharacterized. Lineage: Eukaryota; Metazoa; Echinodermata; Asteroidea; Forcipulatida; Asteriidae. The transcript is spliced from 4 exons. Bases 508 to 1230 code for a protein of 240 amino acids. The record is from RefSeq and is a predicted model, not a curated record.